Hydra vulgaris (swiftwater hydra) is the source of this 1241-nucleotide messenger RNA. RefSeq names its product bone morphogenetic protein 7-like. Gene Ontology annotation, cellular component: extracellular region. Gene Ontology annotation, molecular function: growth factor activity; cytokine activity. The record is from RefSeq and is marked provisional. Lineage: Eukaryota; Metazoa; Cnidaria; Hydrozoa; Anthoathecata; Hydridae.
AGGAAAUUUAAGCUUUAAGAAGGAAAGCAUUAAAAUGAAAUGGAAAUCGAAUGCAGUUUUUGUAUAUUUGUUUUACACCGUCAGAUUGACUUUGGGACAGCCUUUAUCCAAAUCUAAUCAAGGUAAUAUAUCUGUCUAUGCAGAGAUGCAGGGAUUAGGAAGACUUUACGAUAAUGAAAAUGUUCCUCAAUAUUUACGAAAUUUAUACAAAAGCUUGUCCAGUAAAAAUAUGUCUGGUGAUCUUUUGCACGAUGGAAAUGUGGCACGCAGCUACAAUGACUUAAAUACAAAAUCAAAAAGCAAAACUCACUAUUGUUUAUUUAACGUAUCGGAUAUUGAUAACCAACAAGAAAUUUUAAAAAAAGCAGAAUUGAGAUUGUUUAAAAGUCAUUACUCAAAAAACCGUUUUCAAACAGAUGUUCUACAAGUAAUUGUUACUAACUUAUUUAAUAACAAAACUGUCAGUUCAAAAAAAAUGAGUUUUUAUAGUUACGGUUGGCAGGUUUUUCCCGUCACUAAGGUAGUUCAAGACUGGAUUGAUAACAGAACUCAUAAUCGCGGUCUAAAUAUUUUAGUUCAAAAACUAAAUGGAUCUAGUGUACGUUUUGAUUUAAAUUUUAACAACUUUUACCGACAUGAUUCCGCUUUGAUAACUUUUACAAAAGAGAAAAGAGAGUUGUCACUACUUUCACUUUUAAAAAAAAAUGAAUUACAACCAAUAUUAGGUAUGAAUAAAAAAUCAAAAAAUAUAAACGACGUAGGCAAUAGAGUUCGCAGGUCAGAGGAUGGUAGAGAAAGUAAAUUAUGCGGAGUUGAGCCUUUAGUUGUACCAUUAGAACUAAUAGAUUGGCAUAAUUUGUUUAUAAUGCCUAAAAGUUUUUCCAUUAACCAAUGCAAAGGUCGAUGCUUCCAUAAAAACGAUGAAGAUUACCUAGGUCAAACAAGUCAUUCAAUAUUGCAAGCUUUGUACGCUGAUGUGCUUCAAGAUGAUAAUGUGAACUAUCCUUGCUGUGCUCCAACAAAAUUUUUACCAGCAUCAGCAAUAUUAAAUGAUCGCUCUUCUAACAGAGAAGUAUAUAAACUUGUACAGUUGGAAAACCUGCAAGUUACAGAAUGCGAAUGUCUUUAAACUAAUUUAUCAACAAAAUUGAAAUUUUUUUUUAAUUUUUUUUUUUUUGAAAUGAUAUAAAUGUAUAUUUAUGCUUAGAUAUUUAAUGUGAAUAAAAUGAAUACUUAAAAAA